UCAUCAUUCAUCAAUCCUUCAUACCUUGUAACUAUAUCUACCAUUCAUACCAUCGUACAGACAUACAGUCACAGUCACAGUCUUACUACUAACCAGCCAACCAACUAACUAACUGUCGACGCCCAUCUAUUCAUAUUCUAACUUGAUCUUAUACCUUAUCAUCCAAUCUACCUUAUGAAUCAGUUAGUCCUAAUAUAAUAUAUCAUAUACCCAAAAAAAAACAUACACAUAUACAAUAUAGUCAUUCAAUUCAAUUGCAUUGCAUUUCUUACAUUCAUUAAAUGUCUCCUCAACCUCCUCAUAGCUCCAUCAUUACCACCUUAUCUUCAUAUACCACUCAAGAAGAUGAUCAUGAUGGUCAAAAUGAAGUUAUUAUCGUACCUUCUAAACCAAAUGAUUAUGAAGAUUUAUUUAAACGAUUAGAUAUUGAACAUAAUGGUGAAAUAACAUUAAAAGAUUUUAAACGGGCUUUAAAACAAUUAAAUCAUCCUAUAAGUGAAAAUCCUGAAAUGAUUCAAUUUAUUUUUAACUCAUUUGAUUCAAAUCAUGAUAAAAUUAUUGAUUUUAAUGAUUUUAAAUUAUAUCUUUCAAGUACUGAUGAUCAAAUUUUACAAGGUUUCAAUAAAAUUGAUCAAGAUAAUGAUGGAAAAUUAAAUAAAAGUGAUUUUAUUCAUUAUUUAAAAAAAUCGUUAAAUUUAUCUCCAUCAAAUUAUGAUAUUGAUUUAUUAUUUAAUCAAAUUGAUUAUAAAAAUGAUGGUUAUAUAACUUAUGAUGAAUUUAGAGAUUUCUUAUUAUUAAUGCCAAGAUUACAUGGUUCAAGAAUUAGAACUGCAUUUAAUUUCAUUGCUGAAGAAUUCGAUUUAUCUCCUGAUGGUGAAGUUACUUUAAUUAAUCAAUUUUUAAAUGGUUUUGGAUUCUUUUUAGCAGGUGGACUUUCUGGAGUAGUAUCAAGAACUUGUACAGCUCCAUUUGAUAGAAUUAAAGUAUUUUUAAUUGCUAGAACCGAUUUAUCUUCAACAAUUUUACAUUCAAGACAAGAAAUUGCAAAACAAAUUGAAAAUGGUGUAUCAGUAAAAUUAAUUGAAGAAGCAAGAGAAAGAUUAGCUCAUAUUGAAAAACAAGCAGCUCAUGAACAACAUAUUCAUAAUAAUAGUCCUCAUAAAACUAUUCGUUCUCCCAUAAUUCAAGCUGCUAGAACUUUAUAUAAACAAGGUGGUGUAAAAAGUUUUUAUGUAGGAAAUGGUUUAAAUGUUUUAAAAGUUUUCCCUGAAGCAGCUAUGAAAUUUGGUUCAUUUGAAGCUACAAAAAGAUUCUUAGCCAGAGUUGAAGGAGUUGAUGAUACUUCAAAAUUAUCCAAAUUAUCUAAUUAUUUAAGUGGUGGUAUUGGUGGGGUUUGUGCCCAAUUUACAACUUAUCCUAUUGAUACUUUAAAAUUUAGAGUUCAAUGUUCAAAUUUAGAUUCAUCUAUAAAAGGUAAUGAAUUAUUAUUAUUAACCGCCAAAGAAAUGUAUCAAAAAGGAGGGUUUAAAAUAUUUUAUCGUGGUUUAAGUGUUGGUUUAAGUGGUAUAUUUCCUUAUGCUGCUUUAGAUUUAGGUACUUUUACAACUAUAAAGAAUUAUUUAGUUAAACGAGAAAGUAAACUUUUAGGUAUAAGAGAAGAUGAAGUUAAAUUGUCAAGUUAUAUUGUUUUAUCAUUAGGAGCUUUAUCAGGAACAUUUGGUGCAACAUUAGUUUAUCCUAUAAAUUUAUUAAGAACAAGAUUACAAGCUCAAGGAACUUUUGCUCAUCCUUAUACUUAUAAUGGAUUUCAAGAUGUUUUAAAACAAACUAUUCAAAGAGAAGGUUUACCUGGUUUAUUUAAAGGUUUAGUUCCAAAUUUAGCUAAAGCUGCUCCUGCAAUUUCCAUAACUUAUUACAUGUAUGAAAAUUUAAAAAAUAUAUUUGGUUUAAAUUCAACUAGAAAUGUUUAAUUUAAGUUUUUUUUUCAUUACAUGUUAUGUUUUAUGUCAUUAUUAUUUAUUUAUAUA
Messenger RNA from Scheffersomyces coipomensis, 2027 nucleotides. RefSeq names its product Ca(2+)-binding ATP:ADP antiporter. The record is from RefSeq and is a predicted model, not a curated record. Gene Ontology annotation, molecular function: ATP transmembrane transporter activity; calcium ion binding. Bases 282 to 1970 code for a protein of 562 amino acids. Gene Ontology annotation, biological process: ATP transport; transmembrane transport; ADP transport. Lineage: Eukaryota; Fungi; Ascomycota; Pichiomycetes; Serinales; Debaryomycetaceae. The transcript has a single exon.